Saprolegnia parasitica CBS 223.65 is the source of this 1395-nucleotide messenger RNA. RefSeq lists its product as hypothetical. The transcript has 7 exons. Gene Ontology annotation, molecular function: amino acid transmembrane transporter activity. Bases 1 to 1395 code for a protein of 464 amino acids. Lineage: Eukaryota; Oomycota; Saprolegniomycetes; Saprolegniales; Saprolegniaceae. Gene Ontology annotation, biological process: amino acid transmembrane transport. The record is from RefSeq and is a predicted model, not a curated record.
AUGGACAUUGCGCUGGACGAGGACGAUGGGACGCGGGACGUGCUGGAAGAGCCGCUUCUCGACGAGGACCAGCGGCGCCAUACGAGCCUCCGCGGGCGAGACUGGGUUCGCGUCUCGCCACCGACCAAGCCGUCGCCGAGCCAUGGCAUGUACCCGCCGCCCCACUUCUUUGCGCGAGGCGACGCCAAAGAAGGCUUCCAGACGGUCCACGAGACGCCGCCUGAUCGCUACCAGAGCGGCUGGUCAACGGUCUUCUCGAUCUGGAACACGAUGAUCGGGUCGACGCUCGUCGCGCUACCGUACGGCUUCUCGUGCAGCGGUAUCGUCCUUGGCAUUGGCAUCGUCCUUCUCAUGGGCGUCAUCUGCUGCCACACGUGCAACCUCGUCGUCACCUACGGCAAGGACUUUAGCGAUUUUGGCGACCUCACGCUGUACCAUUUCGGGCGGCGCGCGCAGCUCGUUGCGAUGACAGUCUCGUUGCUCGUGCUCGUCGGCGCAUGUAUUGCGUACCACGUGCUCAUGAAGCAGUGCACGUACGCGGUCGUUUCUGCGCUCUUGCAUUGGUCGGGGCGAUCGGAGCUCGCGGUGCACUGGACGCCGUCUGCCGCGGCCUUGUUUGUGCUCCUUCUCUUCCCCGUGACGAAUCUCAAGCACUUUUCGACGCUCGUGUUUCUCAACUCGCUCGGCAUUCCAUUCGUGCUGUUUACGAUCGUGUUUAUCGUCUACCAAGGCGUCGACACCAUUGCGACGGGUCGCAUCGACGACGAUAUUGUCUUCGGCGGCAAGUCGACCUUUGGCGUCCUUGGCGGUAUCGUGACGCUUUCGUUCUUCAUCCACAAUGCGAUCCAGCCCAUCGUGCGGCACUGUGACCCGUCGCAGCGUCAGCGCCACGUCACGACGGCGUACACGCUCGUGGGCCUGAGCUACACGGCGGUCGGUGCACUCGGGUACAUUGGGUUUCCCCAUGGCCAUAUUCGCCAGAACUUUCUCGACGCCUUCCCCACCACCGAUGCGUUUGCUUUCAGCGCGCGGGCGUCGCUCUUACUGCAGCUCGCGACCGUGUACCCGCUCGUGCUCCUCAUCGUGCGCACGCAGCUCUUCCACUUGGUCUUGCACACGUCGUGGCCAGGGCGUGUGCCUGUGCUGUGUCUCAACGUCCUCGUCAUGACAAUCACGACGCUCUUCGCCAUCUACUACCCAAAUGUCGGCGACGUCUUGCGCUUUACGGGCGCAAUUGGCGGCUUUGUCCUCAUCUUUGGCGUGCCGAUUGGCAUCCACUUGAACGCACGCGUCGCCAAGCGUCACUUGACGAGGCGAUCGCUUGUCGUCUACGGCGCCAUGGGCUGGAUCGGCCUCGGGCUCCUCGUGCUGCAGUUUGUGCCGAUGCAGCAAUAA